AUUACAGGCUUGCUGCCCAUUAUUUAUUUGGCAAGUAAAUUGCUGUUUUUGGGCUGAUUUUGUAUUCCAAUUUUGACUCUGAUUUGGGUAACGUGUGGGUUGAAAAUUCGAGCUGAACUCUUGGCAAUUGGAUGCUUCAACGGAAGAUUGAGGGACCAGUUGUGUUUCCUAUUGGUGGCCCUCGGUUUUACCUCAUUCUUGGAGGCCGCCUUUUGUCUCUUCUUGACCCUUUCGGUUGGGGUAUUUGGAGGAGCUUGGGUUAUCUCGGCCAACAAGUGGAGCUUGUAGCUGACUGUGCUUCUUUUCUCGCGUUUGGGAGGUUGUUUUCGCUGGAUCCUGCCUAUCUACGUCUUGCUUUUGAACUCAAACCGAGGGCAAUUGUGGAUGAAGGCUUACGGGACAACCUGGUGAACUUGCGCCUAGUCUUUAUGGGGACGCUUGCCAAAUACCUUGGGGGAACUCUGGCCAUAGACCUAGGGAGGGGUUUGUAUGGCAGAAUGUGCGUCUCUCGGGUCAUUUUGGAGGUUAAGUUGUCUGCCUUGACAAGGGUGGACAGCUACUGGCACUCGGGGAUUGGCCUCUUGGCAUGCCGGUGGAAAGCCUCAACCUCAUUGAUGGAUGAUGGUGACUAUGACGACGACAUGUCAAAGGACGAUAAGCCAUCUGGCCCUGAGUAUGAAGAUUUCAAGCCAUGUUUUGGGUGGAACGGAGUUAGUAAAAAUAAGCUGGUGAUUUAUCUUCCAGGAUUUUCAGCGAUAAACUUAGACAUUAAAAGAAUUGUGCCCUGCAAGUUAAUAGUUAGCGGCAGAUGCAAAGUCGAAGACGACAAAUGGAAACGGUUCGAACACGAAUUCACUACUCCGAAAGACGACUUUAUGAUGGAAGAAAUCGAUAUGAGGUUCAAAGAUGAACUCUUCACCAUAACAAUGCCUACAAUGCAAACCAAGAAACACAACCAACUUCAUGAUGAUCAAAUGCAAAACAAGGAGGAGAAGCCACCUUUGGCUCAUCAUAAUCAUCAUGGAAACCCACUUCUAAAGUUCACCAAAAAAAGCCAUAUUGAGCCAUCAUAUGAUGAAGCCAAGCAGUUGGUGGUGAAUGUUGUGGUAGCUGGGCUUGUUAUUGUAGCACUUGGGGCUUAUAUAUUGAUCACCAAAGCGGACUUCAUGUUGUGGCAAUGCACGAUUCAAGACUAUUUGGUCCAGCAAGAUCUUGAAUUAGCAUUGCAAGAUGAGAAGCCAAGUGAUAUGAAAGAAUCAGAGUGGAGUACAAUCCAGAAGAAGGCUGUCAGCACAAUUCGGUUGGCACUGUCCUCACAGAUUAAAGUGAAAGUGCUGAAAGAGACAUCACCAAAGAAGCUGUGGGAAACGUUGGAGAGCAAGUUUGCGUCAAAGACACUUACUAACCGAUUGAUGAUGAGGAUGGACUUGUACUCACUGAAGAUGGAAGAGGGAGGUAGCAUAAUUGAUCACAUCAACAAGUUUAAUGAGCAAGUAUCAAGGCUGUUAAAUGCAGGGGAGACUAUCAAGGAUGAAGAGCAUGAGCUUCUUCUACUGGCUUCACUACCAAAAUCCUUUAAGCCGUUUGUGCAGUCAAUGAUAGCAGGAAGGACUACACUGCGACUAGAUGAGGUGACGACUGCCUUGAAGGAGAGUCAAAGGAUGAUGGGAGGUGAAGAGUCUUCCGGGGACAGUCAUUUACUAGCUGCUGUGAGUUUUGAGAAAGGGAGGAAGAAGAAGAGUGACCAACUUGGGAGAAGAUCUCAGCUGAGAGACAUGAGCACUGUUAGGUGCUAUUACUGUGAAAAGUUGGGUCACACGAAGAACGGUUGUCUAGAACUCAAGGAGGACUUGCAGAUCCUAAAGGAGAAGAAGGGCAAAUCGAAAGAAGCUUCUUUCGCAAAUGCACCUACGACUCCGAGGAGCGGCAAAACAGAGGUCGGGGAUCGUAAGUAUGAGGAUUUCAAGCCACAUCUUGAGUGGGAAGAAAGGGUACUCGUUCGUCUUCCAGAUUUUAAAAGGAAUGAAUUAAGGGUCAGCAAGAAGAACGGAAGGGUGACCGUUGAGGGUGAGCACCGCAUUGGCGAAAACAAAUGGAAAAGGUUCCAAGAAAACUUCCCAAUUCCGAACGACUGUGUCGAGGAAUCUAUCAAAGCGAGGUUCGAAUAUGGAAUCCUCGCCAUAACAAUGCCACUGCGAACCAAGAAACAAGAUCAAGGUGACAAGGAAACCGCCCCAAAAACCCAUGUCCCUCCUCACAACAAGGAGGAGGAGGAGACUCAAGGUCGUGGGUCCCCUCCAAAAACAACUUCAGGCGAGGACCGCGAGAACCCAACCCCACAGAAGCCACUAAUUCAAACAGACAAUAACAAGCAUGACAACAAGGCUGAGAAAGCAGAGAGCCAGAUUGCAAGUUACAGGCAGGUGAUUAUUAAGAGGCUUACCGAGUCCAAUGAAGAUAAGCAGUUGUUGGUGAACGCUGCGGUGGCUGUGCUUGUUAUUGUAGCACUUGGGGCUUACAUCUUCCGCACGCAAGUGACUGCGUAGGCUCAUUCCCAGCUUGACUUCUAUAGUUCUAUCAUGAAUUCAGCUGCUCAAAUAUUUACAUAGCAAAACCCAGAACUGUUCCAAUCAUAUGAUUUAUGAAUGAAAAAAGUUGUGAUAUCAGGCGUGUAGAAGAACACAUACUACUGAGCUUGAUCCUAGCUCCAAUGGGGUUUGUGGAAUGAAAUUUAUAUUGUCAAUUAAGUAUCUAAGUUCUAACAUUAGCUUGAAAUAAUAACUUUAUGGGUUU
Molecule: messenger RNA, 2793 nt
Organism: Cuscuta campestris
Lineage: Eukaryota; Viridiplantae; Streptophyta; Magnoliopsida; Solanales; Convolvulaceae
Source: the annotation of a GenBank genome assembly